CAGAUUGUGUUGCCACUGUUAAAUCGUCCGAACGUGACCGCCGACCAGACUGGUUUUAGUUAAGUGUAUUAUAAACUUAAAAGUUCCUCCGAUCAAAAUAACUGUUUUUAUUAAGAUGUUCCUGAGGCGGCCGUUCGUUUUCGUCGUUUGUUUUUUCAUCAGCUUCGUCGCGUCGAAUUCGACCGAUUCCAAAUACGAACUGCAGUUUUUCCACGCGGUGUUUCGCCAUGGUGAAAAAGUGCCCGAUACAAAAUUCCAGAACUACCCCAACGAUCCAUAUAAAAAUUUUAAUUAUUAUCCGCUGACCAGCGGCGAUUUAACCAACCAAGGCAAGAUGCGAGAGUAUAAAAUCGGACAGAUGAUGCGCGAGAGAUACGAUAAAUUUAUCGGCCCGUAUUACUGGCCGAACGAGGUGUACGCUCGAUCCACCGAAGUCCCGCGAACUGCGAUGUCUCUUCAGUUGGUCUUGGCGGGAUUAUUCCCGCCGUCUACUGUACAACAAUGGCAUUCGGACCUGAAGUGGAUACCGACGUACACGUUCUUCGUUUCGUAUCUGGACGACACUCUUCUCUUUCCCCAAUAUUGUUUCCGAUACAUUCGAGAAUUCAAAGCAUUUCUCAGACAACGGAGUACGCAGGCGUUAAUCAAUCGAUAUCAAGAUACACUGACCUAUCUGACAAAACACACUGGCAAGACGAUCGACCGUCCGUACAGUGUUUUGCAUUUAUAUAAUCUAUUCAAGGAACAAUCCGCGAACAAUUUGACACUUCCGGAAUGGACCAAAACAGUUUACCCAAAACCGAUGGAUGAGAUAGCCGCGUUAAGUUUCAAAUUCGCUUCGUAUACAGACACUUUGAAAAGAUUAAACGGAGGCAUGAUGCUCCGCAGAAUUGUGAAUGACAUCGAGGAACAUCAAGCGGGAAAAGCGCUGCCCGACAGAAAAGCUUUUCUUUUUAGCAGUCACGAACUCAAUGUGGCCGCUCUCGUUUACGCUUUGGGAAUAAACGAAGUGAAACUGCCAGCUUACGGUUCCACUGUUAUAGUGGAAACGUAUCGGGAUAAGUUGGGACUUUACUACAUUAAGGUCCUUCUAUGGACAGGUGUCACGGAGGAAUUGAUUCCGCAGAAGAUUCCGGGAUGCGCGGAAUUUUGUCCGUUCAAUGAAUUUCUCGCUAUUGUGAAGAACGUUCUGCCAAAUGAUAACGAGUAUCGCUGUUUGCCGGAUGAAGAAAAAUCAGGAGCCGAUUAUCGAUCGGCAGCUAACACAGUCACCUCAAGUCAAUAUAUCUUCUUUUCCGUCCUACUCGUAUUCGCGUCGAAAUUAACGCGAUAUUUUUAAGAGAUUUAGACAACAAUUUUAGUUGUACGUUGUAAGCUAGAUAGAAGCAAUUCACAGAUAUAGAGCAAAUUUUUUUAUACACGAACAGUUGUUAAAGAGUGUUACAAAAUUAACGGACGCAACCUCGCUGCUAUAUUCUUCGCGUAUCGGAAAUAUAUUUUGAUAAACCACUCACGGGAAAACCGGUGAAGUUGCGGCUGUGUGUGCGUUCUGCGUUGUGGUCGCGACACACGUUUAUGCAUUUUAUCUUUUUAUAUACACACGCGCUAUUGCCGCGUAUUACGCGUAUAUAUGUACAUUGAGAAAAAGUGUUUGAAACACGAGAGACCGAAAAGAUUUUUGCCAAAACCAUAAUAGUAUUACCUGUACAAUAUUCCACGAAUCAUCGUUAUCAGCGUGUAACACAAUGCGUAAUAACCGUUGCAAAAUGUUUCUUUAGAAAAAAAAAAGAAAAGUCGCGAAGUUAUGAGAAAAUCAAUCAUAAUGUUAGCUCGCGUUGCAUACACGGAAAAAAAAGUUUUGCUAUUAUAUGGUUAGCAAGAAAAAUGGUUGACUCUACGAAAUUUUUUGUUU
Molecule: messenger RNA, 1912 nt
Organism: Pseudomyrmex gracilis
Lineage: Eukaryota; Metazoa; Arthropoda; Insecta; Hymenoptera; Formicidae
Product: venom acid phosphatase Acph-1-like
Exons: 7
Coding region: 116-1339 (407 amino acids)
Biological process (GO): dephosphorylation
Molecular function (GO): phosphatase activity
Source: RefSeq, a predicted model, not a curated record